AUGGGGGCGGAGCGUAGGUCGUGGGGAGGGCGGGGAGUUGGAGCUGCUCCCCCCGACUCCUCCCGGGCUUUUGCUCUCCGCCCCGUGGGGAGUGGGGGUGGGGGCUGAGUGGGAAGGGGCGUGUGCUAGCGCACGCGCGCUCCCUGAAAAGAGAGGUGUGAGCAAGAACAAGCGGCCCCAGUUUUUCCGCAAGAAUUAUCUGGGGUGUUUGUUACCAGCUGGAGUCGGACCCGUGCAGUCAAGGGCGAGGGCACCAUGGCCGCUCUAUUCCUGCUGCCCCUUCUGUUACUGCCGCUGCUCCUGCUGAAGCCGCACCUCUGGCCCCAGUUGCGCUGGCUGGCGGCAGAUUUGGCCUUCGCCGUGCGCGCCCUCCGCUGCAAACGGGCUCUCCGAGCUCGCGCCCUGGCCGCGGCUGCCGCCGACCCUAAAAGUCCAGACGGCGGCUGCAGCCUGGCUUGGCGUCUCGCGCAGCUCGCCCGGGAACGCCCCGCGCACACCUUUCUCAUACACGGCGCGCGGCGCUUUAGCUACGCAGAGGCGGAGCGCAAUAGUAACAGGGCAGCGCGCUCCUUCCUGCGCGCGCGGGGCUGGGACGGGGGAGCCUGCGGCGGUGGUAGUGCAGAAAGCGCCGGGGAAGGCAGGCGGACGGCGCAGGGAGCGGGAGAUGCGGCCGGAAACGGAGUGGCGUUUUCUGGGUGCGAAGGGGAUGGGACAUCCAAAGUUGGAAGCGCCGCGGCCCCUCUGGGGCCCGGAGCUACGGUGGCGCUGCUCCUCCCCGCCAGCCCAGAGUUCCUGUGGCUUUGGUUCGGUCUAGCCAAGGCCGGUCUGCGCACCGCCUUUGUGCCCACCGCCCUACGCCGGGGCCCCCUGCUGCACUGCCUCCGCAGCUGCAGCGCGCGCGCGCUGGUGCUGGCGCCAGAAUUCUUGGAGUCCCUGGAGCCUGACCUGCCAGCCCUCAGAGCCAUGGGGCUUCACCUGUGGGCCUCAGGCCCCAUAACCACACCUGCUGGAAUCAGCGAUUUGCUGGCUGCGGCCUCGGCCGAAGUGGAUGAGCCAGUGCCCGGGUACCUCUCAGCUCCGCAGAACAUAAUGGACACAUGCCUGUACAUCUUCACCUCAGGCACCACAGGCCUCCCCAAGGCUGCUCGUAUCAGCCAUCUGAAGAUCCUGCAGUGCCAAGGCUUCUACCAGCUGUGCGGGGUGCACCAGGAGGACGUGAUCUACCUGGCCCUUCCGCUCUACCAUAUGUCUGGCUCCUUGUUGGGCAUUGUGGGCUGCCUGGGCAUCGGAGCAACAGUGGUGCUGAAGUCCAAGUUCUCAGCCGGUCAGUUCUGGGAGGACUGCCAGCAACACGGGGUAACCGUGUUCCAGUACAUCGGGGAGCUGUGCCGAUAUCUUGUCAACCAACCCCUGAAUGAGGCCGAGCGUGACCAUAAAGUCCGGCUGGCCGUGGGCAGUGGGCUUCGCCCAGACACGUGGGAACGAUUUGUGCGGCGCUUUGGGCCCCUACAAGUGCUGGAGACGUAUGGGAUGACAGAAGGGAAUGUGGCCACUUUCAACUACACGGGACAGCAGGGCAUGGUAGGACGCGCCUCCUGGCUUUAUAAGCGCGUCUUCCCCUUCUCUCUGAUUCGCUAUGAUGUCACCACAGGGGAGCCGGUUCGGGACGCCCAGGGGCACUGUGUGACCACAUCUCCUGGGGAGCCUGGGCUGCUGGUGGCCCCAGUGAGCCCACAGUCCCCAUUCCUGGGCUACGCCGGGGGCCCAGAGCUGGCUCGGGGAAAGCUGCUGGAGAAUGUCUUCCGGCCCGGAGAUGUCUUCUUCAACACUGGGGACCUGCUGGUCUGUGAUGACCAAGGCUUCCUUCGCUUCCAUGACCGCACAGGAGACACCUUCAGAUGGAAGGGGGAAAAUGUGGCAACAACUGAGGUGGCUGAGGUCUUAGAGGCCCUCGAUUUCCUUCAGGAAGUCAAUGUCUAUGGAGUCGCUGUGCCAGGACAUGAAGGAAGGGCUGGAAUGGCAGCCCUGGUCUUGCGUCCCCCACACUCUUUGGACCUCAUGCAGCUCUACACCCAUGUGGCGGAGAACUUGCCCCCUUAUGCCCGACCUCGCUUCCUGAGGCUACAGGAGUCUUUGGCCACCACUGAGACCUUCAAACAGCAGAAGGUCCGGAUGGCGAAUGAGGGCUUUGACCCCAGCUCUCUGCCCGACCCACUGUAUGUCCUGGACCAGGCCUUGGGCGCCUACCUGCCCCUCACUCCUACACGGCACAGUGCCCUGCUGGCGGGGGACCUCCGCAUAUGA
Elephantulus edwardii (Cape elephant shrew) is the source of this 2304-nucleotide messenger RNA. It is a transcript of the gene SLC27A3, whose product is annotated as solute carrier family 27 (fatty acid transporter), member 3. Gene Ontology annotation, cellular component: mitochondrion; endoplasmic reticulum. Gene Ontology annotation, molecular function: long-chain fatty acid-CoA ligase activity; long-chain fatty acid transmembrane transporter activity. The record is from RefSeq and is a predicted model, not a curated record. NCBI's taxonomy places the organism in Eukaryota, Metazoa, Chordata, Mammalia, Macroscelidea, Macroscelididae.